CCUCUCUCAGUAUCUUAAGAGAGAUGAAAAGUUGUACUAUAAGUAUGGCCUGAAAGCAGCUGGUGGUGACCUGUCACCGAAGAGCCAUUUAUUAGGCCGGCCUCCUAACAUCGCACCCCCAUUUCCCACAUCCUCCUUGCCAACCCAUUCUUUGUGCCGGUUUUCUUGCAAUGGACGUUGAUCGUUGCAUUACUCUCCACAACGAAAUCCUGCGACAUGGCUGGAUCGGCCAUGGCAACAAUCCGGAACAGUUCGAAGCCGAGUGCCCAACUUGGACGGAGCAUUACGGUGAUACUGCCGAACAAAUUCGCCCUGAUCUCAACACCGAACUGUACGCAUUCUUAUCCGGCGCUCGUGUUAUCGUAGAAAGUCUAGACUUUCUCUUCUACUAUUGGGUUCGCGACCUAUGUUCACCAGGCUCGUUGUUCAAUUGUGAAGAUUUUUUCCCAAACUUUAUGGAUGAGGACCCGGAUCCCAAGCGAAUCGUGGUCCUCUUUUGGAUGAGAGAUGAGUAUAGUCAUCGCCUAGGAGUGUUAUUCGACCAGAAGACAAGCCUGGCCAUUAUCUGCCCGACACUAGACGAGGUAGAGGUAGUACUUAAUGGCCGUACGCCGUGGUAUCCGUUGGAUAGGCUCCUACAGGCCUGGCUAGAUAUGAUCGCCAACGGCAGUAUAAAGGCUGUACCUGACGAACAAGAGGCACAUGGCCGCCCCUGGGUGCUUGACUCUUGCAGCGAAAUCAUGAUUCAAAAGACAGUCAACGCUUUUGACCGACUGGUCCAGUCUAUAGAGGCUCGCCUCCCAGAUGCAGGUAGUCUCGCCGGCGAUACCACGAUCACCUAUGGUCUGCUGGACGACGAUGUCCUACAGCUUGCAAUUGAGAGUGAGAUCGUUGAAGGACAGGGCUUUGCAUUCGAGUUCCUGCGGCGGGCACGCCGGCCGAGAUUUUCCAGGAUCGCACCCGGGUUGGACGUCCCAAAUUCAGCGAAUUUCCUCCUACAGCAGUCGUCGGAGACGGAGGAGAGUAUGGAAGGGUCGCCGUCUGUAGGAACGCAGCUGUGGAAAGUCGUGGAGGGGUGGUACAGAAACGUACUGGGACGUCCGCAAAGUGCUAGUAAGGACGAUUCAAUAAAGUUGCCUAGCCUCCCAGCGCUGCUGUUGUUUCGCUCAAAUAGGGUGGUGGAUGAGAAGACGAUCAACUGCCGGGCUUCGGGUCCAUAUGACAGGCGUCGACGUGGCUGGGGUUCAAGGUACAAUGCAGGAUUGUACUUGAUCCCCCUUGGUUGCAGCCGAUUCGAAGAUGAGUUCCAGCUCAUACUUCCCUUUGGUAUCGGCGCCAAGGGGUAUGCGCGAAUGAGUGACGGUUCGCGAUUUUGCGAAAACACCGCCAGCCGUGACCCUGAGAUGGCAAUGAGCAAUAUGGAUACCUUUGCAGACCUCUAUAGACCAGGAUACCAGCCAUUUGAGGAUUUCCGGGAACAUAGGCUUUUUACCUUGUUGGAGAAUUGGCGCGAGAGGGUUGAGUGCGGGGAUUGGGACAUUGGCGAGGAUGGGGUUGAGGGAAGUAUGGAGGUGUGGCGGGAGGCGGACACGGAGCAUGGGUGGCAGAAGUACGUGCUACCAGUUGGCUAG
Molecule: messenger RNA, 1631 nt
Organism: Westerdykella ornata
Lineage: Eukaryota; Fungi; Ascomycota; Dothideomycetes; Pleosporales; Sporormiaceae
Exons: 2
Coding region: 171-1631 (486 amino acids)
Source: RefSeq, a predicted model, not a curated record